This is a messenger RNA of Rhineura floridana, 685 nucleotides long. RefSeq names its product sperm microtubule inner protein 8 (gene SPMIP8). Lineage: Eukaryota; Metazoa; Chordata; Lepidosauria; Squamata; Rhineuridae. The record is from RefSeq and is a predicted model, not a curated record. Bases 1 to 651 code for a protein of 216 amino acids. The transcript is spliced from 7 exons.
AUGGCCCGAACGCUUGAUUUGAUCCCCUGGCCUCAAGAUGCUAGUCCUGUCUAUGCUGCCCCAGCGGUUCUAAUCCCACUGGAGCCCAAACGAGUCAUGCUGGCUGGAGUGAAGGACCACAUCUACCACCCCUUCUUGCCAACGUUAAGGCGAAUGGAUAUGGACACCAUGGCAAACAGACUCACGGAUGAGCAUUCCAGGACAGCAACUACUUGCUCCAAAGAGGAUUUUGAAAAUGCAACAUUUACCUUGGCUGGAGUGCCCAACCAGCACCUCCCAUCCCUGGGGAUGACAGAGUUGGGCAAGUCGCUGACGGCAAAGUACAGAGCUGGGAAGAUGGCCCCUCUCAUGCCCAGCACCAAUCAGGAGGAAUGGCCCAGCUAUACCCGGGCCAUGGACGACUGGUCUCGCUUCAUCUCCACAGCAGGAGAGUUCAAACUACCCAGCUUUAACCAGAAAGUUCUUGGGUUCAGCUGUUAUGCGGUGCGGUACUUAAAACCCGACGUCACACAGACCUGGCGGUAUUGCCUCAAUCAAAACCCAAGCUUGGAUAAAUAUGGACCAAAGCCCAUCCCUUACAACACUGUCAAUACAUACAGGAGCUUUGGAUCAGCACACAGCCGCUCUCACUAUCUCCAGCCUUGGCGCUAGGAAGCAGGCCGCAGAAAGGGGUGCCAAGAGCUCC